AUGGUUGCCACCAUUGGCUUGAACUUUAUUGAUUUGAUGGUGCGACAGGGGAACAUUGACAACCCUCCCAAGACACCACUUGUUCCUGGGUUUGAAUGCUCUGGAAUUGUAGAAGCUCUCGGAGAUAGUGUGAAAGGAUUUGAGAUUGGAGACAGAGUCAUGGCUUUUGUAAACUACAAUGCAUGGGCUGAAGUAGUGUGUACCCCAGUAGAAUUCGUCUACAAGAUCCCAGAUGACAUGAGUUUUUCUGAAGCUGCUGCAUUUCCCAUGAACUUUGUAACUGCCUACAUGAUGCUCUUUGAAGUUGCUAACCUAAGAGAAGGCAUGUCUGUGCUGGUUCACUCAGCAGGAGGUGGAGUGGGUCAAGCUGUUUCUCAGCUCUGUUCGACUAUUCCAAAUGUUACUGUUUUUGGAACAGCUUCAUCUUUCAAACAUGAAGCAAUCAAAGACUCAGUAACUCACCUGUUUGACAGAAAUGCAGACUAUGUUCAAGAAGUUAAAAGAAUCUCAACAGAUGGAGUAGAUAUUGUUUUGGACUGUCUUUGUGGAGAAAACACUGGGAAAGGCCUCAGUCUUCUCAAACCACUUGGGACUUAUAUUUUAUACGGCUCAUCUAACAUGGUUACUGGGGAGACAAAAAGCUUCUUCAGUUUUGCAAAAUCAUGGUGGCAAGUUGAGAAAGUAAAUCCUAUCAAGCUGUAUGAGGAGAACAAAGUCAUUGCUGGAUUUUCCCUAUUGAAUCUACUUUUCAAACAGAAUCGAAGUGGUCUGGUCAAGAGUGUGAUGGACAAACUCCUAAAUCUGUAUAACAAUAAGAAGAUCAAGCCUGUGGUUGAUUCGUUAUGGGCUUUGGAAGAGGUGAAGGAGGCCAUGCAGAGAAUCCAUGAUCGAGGAAAUAUUGGAAAACUAAUUCUGGAUGUGGAGAAAGCACCCACUCCCCUGAUGGCCAAUGACAGCACAGAGACAAGUGAGGCUGGAGAAGAGGAAGAAGACCAUGAAGGGGACAAUGAAAAUAAAGAGCGCAUGCCGUUCAUCCAGUAACUGCCAGAGGUGGUGGAAGCAGAAAGAUCGAUGAAGUAGAAGGGAACAAGAUGAGGAGAUCUAUUCUGUGCAUCAGUGAACAAAUGCUGUAGUACAGUGUGUGUUGUAUUUGUCUGCAGUCAGCUGAGCUAUGAGCUGUUGAUCAUUGUUGUUUUGAACUCAAGUGCCAUUCUCAUCCAGUGCAGUAUUAUGACAUUCCUGUGUAAUACCCAAUUUCCCUGUAGAAGUCCCAUGUAUUUUUCUGUUCCAGUUUAAAAGCCUUAUUAAUUUACUGUGUAAUUUUAGAUGGGCAUCUUUCUCAUGCAAAUUCCAACAUUUUGCCUAAAGUUGUUUGGGCUUUUUUUGCAAGUUGGAAACAGUAACAAAAAAAUGCCCCACUUGCUGUCUGGAAGAUUUGAGUAACUGGAGGGAAGAUUUUAAGUUUGUGGAUUUGCAGUGUUAAAAUAGUUUUUCUUUAUGAGGCACAGAUGAAAGUUGCAA
Molecule: messenger RNA, 1521 nt
Organism: Chaetura pelagica (chimney swift)
Lineage: Eukaryota; Metazoa; Chordata; Aves; Apodiformes; Apodidae
Gene: VAT1L
Product: vesicle amine transport 1-like
Exons: 9
Coding region: 1-1041 (346 amino acids)
Molecular function (GO): zinc ion binding; oxidoreductase activity
Source: RefSeq, a predicted model, not a curated record